Molecule: messenger RNA, 1049 nt
Organism: Leguminivora glycinivorella
Lineage: Eukaryota; Metazoa; Arthropoda; Insecta; Lepidoptera; Tortricidae
Product: zinc finger protein 502-like
Exons: 2
Coding region: 35-661 (208 amino acids)
Biological process (GO): regulation of transcription by RNA polymerase II
Molecular function (GO): DNA-binding transcription factor activity; RNA polymerase II cis-regulatory region sequence-specific DNA binding
Source: RefSeq, a predicted model, not a curated record
CUCACGCAUAGACAAAGUUUUUUUUUGUGUAGUGAUGGCGGUCGCUGGAAAUUUUCAAAUGCUGGAUGUGAGCGGCUGGACAGCGUUCGCGCCAGAUGCGCGCGCGACCAACAUGUGCACCACCAGCGUGACCGAGGCCCCGCGCAGCCCGCGCCACCUGCACAAGCGGCGCCGCCUCUCCCGUCUGCUCGACAAGCUCUCCAUCCAGCUGCAGAACAACAACCACUACCCGCAGUGGGAGAAAAUGCCCGAAGAUGUACCUCUAGACUUAUCUGUCAAAUCCAAAUCGCCCCCUGCCUACUCUUGCGACGCUUGCGGACAAACCUUCACGGUACACGACCGCUUAGCGAAACACGUAGCGUCUAGACACAGGAAUAGGGUGCCGGAGAGCGAGCGCGCGUACGAGUGCGAUAUUUGCGAGCGGCGUUUCGCGCGCUCGGAUAUGCUGACGCGCCACGCUCGGCUGCACAGCGGGCACAAGCCUUACACUUGCCCGGCUUGCGGCCAAGUGUUCUCCAGGUCUGAUCAUCUCGCGACGCACCACAGGACGCAUACGGGAGAGAAGCCGUACAAGUGUUCUGCUUGUCCAUACGCGGCGUGCCGCCGGGACAUGAUCACGCGCCACAUGAGGACACACACGCGGCGACCGCAGCCCGCCUAGCCGUGGAGCUGGACCUUACUGGUCCCGAUUGUUGGUUUAAAUUCCAAGUGACGUUUUAUUUAGAACGUAUCGAGUGCAUUUAACAUAUUGUUUUUUUUUCCUAUUUAUAGAACGGGAGAAUCUAAGUUAACUUGGCGCCGGCGCCGUUUACAAAAUGUGCCGGCACCAACAUUUUAAAUGUCAUAUUAUUUUAAGAAGUUUAUGUUUGAGUUUUUACUUUGUUUUAAAAGUUGUUUAGCUUCAGAGCGUUUUCAAAAUAUUCGAUCUGAUAUCGGACGUUGAGUACCUACUUGCGACUCCUUUGCAUGUCAUGGGAGCGACAAUGACAAUACGCGAAUCUCAUUCAUCAUUCUCAUCUUCAUUAAGCUUAUGAAGCAAAAUAGUGCAC